Anneissia japonica is the source of this 2872-nucleotide messenger RNA. RefSeq names its product UDP-GalNAc:beta-1,3-N-acetylgalactosaminyltransferase 2-like. The record is from RefSeq and is a predicted model, not a curated record. Gene Ontology annotation, molecular function: hexosyltransferase activity. NCBI's taxonomy places the organism in Eukaryota, Metazoa, Echinodermata, Crinoidea, Comatulida, Comatulidae. Gene Ontology annotation, cellular component: membrane. The coding region runs from base 75 to 1562 and encodes 495 amino acids. The transcript is spliced from 12 exons.
GGGAUUCCACACCACCCGAGCGAUGUGUUUGUGUUGAGUCUUUCUACAACAAUAGGCUAUCUACUCCUUUAAUUAUGAGUUUCCGUUUGAUUUUUACGAAUACAGUUAAAACCCUGUUAAUUCCUGUAUUUUGUGUCUUUCUAGCUGUUGUUAUCAACUUUAUAGAAGAUGGAUUAAGUGAACACAAAGAUCUUGUUAUUGCAGUACUUUCUGCUAGGAAGAAUUUUGCCCAGCGGGAAGCCCUUAGGAACACUUGGGUAGAAUCUGUCAAGUCCAACUCAAGACUCAAAGACAGAGCAACUGUAAAUUUUGUAAUUGGAGGUGAAGCUUGUCAUCUUCAUGAUGAUGAUAAAGUUGACAAAUAUUCAUGUGAGGAGUUAAAUUUUAAUCACAAAAGCAAUCCAAGAAAUGAGUUGCUAGCUUUUAAAGAAACAAGUUCAAGUGAAUUGAUACAUUCACUAGAGUACGAUAAUGUCGGAUUUGACUUUAAGGUUCACCAUGAUAUUGUCAUUGUGGUACUUGGUGUGUUAGAUAGCUGCAUUCAAUUCAAUCAAAAUCCAAUUAAUGUUAGCCUCUACGAUGCCUUACACAAAAAUAUUCUUGCUAGUGCCAAUUUCAGUGUGGAUAAUCCUGGGAUGUUAUAUGGAAGUUGGCGUUUCAAAUACAUUGAACAGUUGGUAUACCCAAAGGGUUUCGAAGGAUCUUUGGUAACUCACAAUGGUGGAGGAAAUUUAUGGCAAGAUAUUGGCUCACUACAUGUGAAGAAUGUAGAGCAAGAUGAAGGGGUCAUUACCAUCAAAAAAGGAUUAAGAUUCUUAGAUGAGAGUGGUACUAAAUCUUUGUUUGAACCGUUGAUGGCAGGAAGAGAACAACUAGCAGCCUCCAAUAUGAUAUAUGUCAUUGAUGAUUCUAAAGAAGUUCACGCAUGGCUAUCAGAGAGAUCUACGAGGGAUGCAGAAAGACUUGCACAAGUGUCGGCUGAAUCUGAGUCACUGAAGAAAGAACAACAAACUAACAAUGAUCUAGUUUUUGUUGAUGUAGUAGAUGUAUACAGUAACAUUCCAACCAAGCUUUUAAAGUUUUAUAAAUGGGUGUCAGGUUCAAUGAGGUUUAAAUAUGUCAUGAAGGUUGAUGAUGAUACAUUUGUUAAUCCUGCUAAAUUACUUGAGUUUCUAGAUGAACCUAAACAGGAAACACGGAGUUGGUGGGGACAUUUUAGAAGGAAUUGGAAGGUAAAUGAGUAUGGCAAAUGGGCAGAUAUGCAGUACAACUCACUUACGUACCCACCGUUUGCCUGUGGGUCUGGCAACAUUUUGUCUUCAGAUUUGGUACGCUGGAUUGCAAAGAAUACUGGGUACUUGCAUUGCUACCAAGGAGAGGAUAUUUCAGUAGGAAUUUGGUUGGCUGCAGUCCAACCUCAUUACAUGCAUGACUCUAAUUUUAUUUGUGAUGAUAUAUGUGAACAGGAAAUGAUUCUGUCCGCACAAAACUCUCCUAAAGAUAUUCAAAAUAUGUGGGAUAAUCUAUUAAACUGUGCUGACCCAUGUGGUUGUAACAAUUGAUCACAUUAAAACCUUUAAAUAUGAAGGUCUGUUUAGUAUGUGGCAAGGUCUCAGCGGUGGAUGGGGUGCUAAGUUGUCGGACAGAGGGCCUGACAAGUUGCAGAGGAGGCAGCAGGAUUCUGGACCAAAACACCAGUGGGAGUUCAGGAGUUCUUGGCACAGAAAAUCUAAGCAAUUUUGACCAUUUUAAGCUGUGUUGUGAAACAUGGAGUGUACUAUGGCCAUAGAAGUUUUUAGUAAAGGGGAAAAGUUGUUGUGGCCGAUGAGAAGGCUUGGUUUGCCUACAUAUCUAAGCAUGUUUCAGUGUGUUGGACAACAUACUUAAAUAAUUCAAAAGAUUGAUCAAUAUGAACAAAAUGAUUGACUUAAAAUUAAUGGAGUGAGUAUGAAUAUACAACUUUGCAAAUAGAAGUGUGGAGUUAAAUACAGUACCUGUAAUACACACAUCUUUCAUAAAAAAUCUAAAACAUAUGAUAAAUAAUAAUAAUAAUAAUUGAUUUAAGUAAAGUAGCAAAAUACACAAAUCAGACUCAAUGGAAUAAUUUAUUCAAUUAAAAUGUCACACAAGUUAAGAAUAAAGUGUUAAUACAUGCUAUACCUGUCCAGACUAUCAAAUUUCAUUUGACAAUAAACUGUUGUAUGCCCAUAUAUAGUCAUGGUGUGCUUAUAUGGUCAUGAUGUGAUUUCAACAUGACCAUAUUUAGGCAUGUUGCAUGUUAUUGUCCAAUCAAAUUUGAUAGUCUGGACAGGGAUUUAGACUAAAUCCACUCAUUCAGUUCUGAGAGCCAUAAAACUUCAUGCCAAAACCAAGGCAACUAUUUACAAUACAUUAUUACAAUGUGGUAUACCACUACAUUAGUUAUGCAAAACACUGGCUACCAUCAUUAUUACUAGUACACGAUUUAAAGGGGUAGUCCAAAGCUUUGAUAGAAUUGUUUAGUUGAGCGCAUACUUAUCAUGCUGUAGUGCUGAAAAUACUAACAUCCUGAGCUCUUCAUUCUGUGAUUGGUUGUAAUAUAAUAAGCUUGUAGACUUGUCUAUAAUUAGGACAGACUCACUCUUGUAAUUUUACUUGAAGUAUUAAAAGUCUCUUGAAAGUGCCUGGAAAAGUUUUGGACAAUCUUUUACACACAGUUUGGAACUUGUCAAUUUAAUUCACCCCAUGUUUUAAGCAUUCCAUAGUUUCUAGAUCAUUAUUAUUUUAAAAAUGUUUUAACAGAUUUUAUUAGUGUAUGUUUGACAAUCCUUGUUGACACAAUUAAAAAUCCUAAUUUAAUUAAACCCCGACUAAUUAUUUCUUAUAGUUUCUA